Messenger RNA from Girardinichthys multiradiatus, 5209 nucleotides. RefSeq names its product ubinuclein-2-like. Bases 316 to 3870 code for a protein of 1184 amino acids. The transcript has 17 exons. The record is from RefSeq and is a predicted model, not a curated record. Gene Ontology annotation, cellular component: nucleus. NCBI's taxonomy places the organism in Eukaryota, Metazoa, Chordata, Actinopteri, Cyprinodontiformes, Goodeidae.
AAUAAUGAUAAUAAUGAUCAAGAUGGCUACUUCAAAAUCUUCUCUGCUGUAGCUAAACACCAGUUUCAUGUAAAUGCUCAAAAUUGCGAUUUCUUUAUGUUUAAGACCCUCGUAUGCGACGGGGCAGAGCCACGGAUAAUACUACAUGGAUCACAGCGGAUUCAGGAGGGACUAAAGUCGCUGUGUUGCCCCGGAGCACCCAUUCCGAACAAGCUAACUAGCUAGCAGCACCCGUCGAGACUCUCCGGUUCAGCUUUCCUAGCAGCUGCCGCUCCCGCGGUUCGUGUGGCCGCUCGCCGGAGCGCAGAGCGCCAAAUGGCAGAGCCGAGGAAAGUGCCGUUCGUCACCAUCUCUUCCUUCAGCGCUCCGCAGCCGCAGCAGACCCCAGAGCUCAACAAGAAGCGCCGCCGCGAGGACGAGGCCGCCGACAUCACUUUGGGGAAAGAUGGAGGUGGAGGUGUAGCGGCGGUCGGGUCGGGAGGUUCCGGAGGUCUGUUUGGCAACACCAAAGGAGGCGACGUCGACAGCGGGGAGACGAAGGCCACCUUCCGCCUCAACCUGACGCUGAGCGAGCCGAACGAGAAGGGCUCGUCCGAGUUCAACUACGGCGAGCUGGUCCAGUCAACUCCUUCUCAGGUAAAGCCUGCAGGUUCCACGGUACCUAAAGGCCUCACUCCUCCCCUGGACCCCAGCGACCCGCUUGCUGAUGACGAGAAGGAGAGGAAGGAGGUAGAGGAGCUCGCCAGGAAAUUUGAGAGCAAAUAUGGAGGUGGCACAAAAAAGAAAAAAAAGGACAGGAUGCAGGAUCUCAUCGACAUCGGUUAUGGUUACGAUGAAACUGACCCCUUUAUAGACAAUUCAGAGGCCUAUGAUGAGCUGGUCCCAGCUUCUCUCACCACAAAACACGGAGGCUUCUACAUCAACACGGGGACUCUACAGUUCAGGGCAGCAUCGGACUCUGAAGGGGAGAACACAAACACAGAGGAUCAUCGCUUCAAGAAGGUGAAAGAUGGCGAAGAGCGAGUGAUUAAAAAGCGCCGGAAAAAGCAAGAUGGUGGAAUUCUGGAGGACAAGAAACCCAGAAAAAAUAAAGUACCAAAGCCUGGCGUUUCGGCUCUGAGCAUUCACCGGCCCGAGAAGAAGAAGAGGAAGAAGCUGAUGAAGGACUCCCUGCACCUGGCCAAUAUGCUACGCCGCUUCACCAGGGAGAAGGAGGAGAUGCGCAAAAAGAACCUGCUUGCCGCUCCCGGUCUGCCACGAGCCAACACCAAAGUGCCCGGCGCCAACAGCACAGUCAUCAGCGCCCAUCCGAAGAUCGCCGGAAGCAACGACUGCAACAUAACGGACCUGACCGACGAACAGGCUGUCAUGUCGCUGCUGGGCUCCGCCAAUAAUGACCAACUGCAGGACAUGAUGGGUGACCUGGACUUCGGGAUGCUGGAUUCGCCUCAGCCCAGCAGUCCUUCACAGGGGGAGAACGGGUCCUUCGGGUCAGGGCAGAAAGCAGGUCGAUUGUUGCAGGGCAAUGUGAUGACCCCUCCUCCUCUGCCCUGUGGACUGCCAGGCCCUCUUGCAAAGCGCAUUGAAGACUUAAGAGCGGCGUCCCGUCAGUUUGAUGAAGAAGGCAGGAAGAAGUUCUUCACGCUGGACAUGAACAACAUCCUUCUGGACAUUGAGUUGCAGGUUCAGGAGCAGCCUGCAGAGGUGCGGUCAGCUGUCUACUCUCACCUGGAGGCCUUCGUGCCCUGCAAUAAGGAAGCUCUGCUCAAACGCCUUAAAAAGCUCAGCCUCAAUGUGCAGGACGACCGACUACGAACGCCCCUUUUGAAGCUGAAACUGGCCGUGUGCAGUGUGAUGCCGGAGCAGAUCGCUCGUUACAACAUGGACUGCAUUGCCAAAGUGGCAAAGCAGCAGUCUGAGGAAGGAGACAAAAAUGGGUCAGAAGACGAUGAUGAGGAGAAACCCGGGAAGAGGGUGAUGGGGCCCCGAAAAAAGUUCAUCUGGGAUGACAAACUCAGGUCUUUGCUGUGUAACUUGGUGCAGGUGAAGCUGGGCUUCUAUGAGCUGGAGUGCAAGAACACGCUGUCUCUGGAAGACUACCUCAAAGCCUUCAUGGAGACGGAGGUCAAACCUCUCUGGCCAAAGGGCUGGAUGCAAGCCAGGAUGCUGUUCAAAGAAAGCAUCAUGGCUCACGGUCAUCUAACUGGCUUUACAGCAAAGAAAAAGAUGGUUCCAACUCCGAAAGCCAAGCCCAAGGAAGUAACGUGGGGUCAGUGCCCCACACCUACAGCGGUUGUCACACCGUCCCUCGCUGCCCAGGUUGCCAAGCGACCUCCUCAGUCACCGCCAGGAACCAUAUGCCUGGAUUCCCUCGACGAAUCUCCUUCCCUGGAUUCCAUCUCUCAGGCACUGGCUAUCCUUGGCAAUGCAGCCAAAGGUUUGGCUCAAGGGGACACUCCGCCAUCCCCGGAAAGACCCAAGACCUCCAUGAACCCCCACAGCCUCCAUUCCUCGCCACUUCUCCAGCAACAGAAAAAGAACUCUGUCAGUACUCCCAGCUCCAGCACACCUCACUACAUCUCUACCUCUUCAUCGCCCUCCACCUCCCUGUCCCGGCCCACCGCCAACACGUCCUCUCCCCUGACCUCAGUGAGGGUGGAGGGGACAGGGGUUGUUAAGGGCACGCAACAGCCAAACAGGCACACUGUUUUGAAUAGUCAGAGACCUUCAAGUGUGGGUGUAACAAAAGCAAACAUGCCCGUCUCAGUUUCUCCACCUAAACCACGUCCUCCACCAACUGCAUCUCCACUAGUGGCCCCUGGACCAAAAGCGGGGGUCUCCAUUUCUCCGUCUGGCCUCCUUAAAGGCAGCAAUAAUAAAGCCAUUAGUGGAGACACGAUCAUUAUCACUUCAACUCAGUCUCGGCCACAUACCCUCACGUCCCCCUCAAUCAUAGUCAACAAAACCUUUCAGACAUCCCGCCUGCCCCAGACCCCCCAGAACAAACCGCCCACAUCCCUCCCACAAACCCCAUCUGGAGUUCAACCUCAGCCGCAGUCAAACUUCAUCACCCCUAUGCACGCUACUCUCACCAAGUCCGCCCACAGCAGCAUCCCACCCAUCGUCAAGCUCACUCCCCGGACCCCCAACCCCAUCAUUUCCCCCACCACCACCUCCAGCAUCUCUGCCUCAGCCUCCAUUUCUCAAAGUCCUCGCUCUCAGGCAGCACCCUCGAUACACCAGUACACUCCCAAAACCCCCGCGGGCUUCCGGCCGCCCUUCUCAGGAGCUUCAGGAGGAGUCGCCAAGUCGGGUCAAAGCAGCUACACUCCUUCGAGCAGCCAAAAGACCCCCAGCGUUAUCAGCGCCACCAACACCAGCCUUAUAAACACCUCAUCUAUGAGCAAACAUUCAGGAAGCAGUGCCUCCCCUGCAGCAGCCUCAGUGACCCCAGGCCAGCGUCAGCGGACUGUGGGUGGGACACCUCAGGGGGCUAAACCAGUCGUGUCUGUUCCAUUGUCGUCGGUCUCGUCUCAGCUACCACAGGUCUCCACGACAGGAAGUACCGGUCUGCUCGGCUCGGCCUCGUCCCUUCCCCUGGGGUUCGGCAUGCUGGGGGGCCUGGUGCCCGUGUCCCUGCCGUUCCAGUUCUCUCCGAUGCUAAACCUAUCUCAACUGGGCACGGGGGGCUCCAAUGUGGCGACCAGCAGCUCAGCAGCCAGUAGCAGCGCAGCAUUCUCUACCUUGACCCAGAAUCUGUAUAAGAGUCUCCAGUCAGGGUCUCAGGUUGCUCUGCCUCCUCACUUGCAGCUCGCUUUCUCAGACGUCAGUCAGAACCAAGGAGGCGACACUAAGAGGAAGACUCUAUGAUCCAACUGGAUUUGAUCAUUCAUGAAAAACGAGAAACCUGGAACAGAUCAUGCUUAACAAGGGUGUGGAAUCGAGUGGGCUUCACCUCAUGAAAUCAGCUAACACCACAGUUGAAUUACUUUUUAAAGACUACUUUAUAACUCCUUUUUAGAGCUGGCAAAUAGUUUGUCAAUGUUUACAAAAUAGACCUAUAUCACUGUGGACAGGGAGGUAAUGAAUGAAGUCCGAGGUGAGUGUUGAUGUGUGUACAUGAAGGUCUGGACCCGUUUCCUGAAUGGACUGUGUGCCUUCUGUAUGUCCCACUCUGACGCACGGUCAGUUUGUCUACCUGGUGCUGUUUUUUUUUUUUUUUUUAAUCAUAAUGUAAUUAUCACUGAAACCUGUAAGAAAUGUAAACUGCAAAUUGAAUUUGAAUUUUUUUUUAAGAGAUGUACAUGUUUUCAAAUGUACUUGAAUACUUCGAUACUUUUGUUUCUGUAUAGAACGUACGCCCACUUUAAUUAAAAUCUUUGAUCCUUACAUGAUGGCAUCAUGGAAUAUUUUAUGCAGGUCUGAAAAGCUGGCUGAGCACACCCAAUGUUGUUCAUUAUGAGCCGUCACGGUGCAUUUAGGUACACCUAAGUAUAAAAAUGUAUAUUUAAAUGCUCUAGACAGUUCUUUAAAAUAGUAAAAGUUUUUUUCUAAACAAAUGUAUAUUCUUGUUUAUUCUUACUUCAUGUAAAAAUAUGAAAGUUCCUAGUCUUGAGUAUGGAAGCUUGAGGUUAUCUCAAGGUACUUAUCACAACAAAACAAGCUCUGACUCAUUAGCUCUGCCUAUUAUUAUAAAACUAGCAUCUACAAAAUGUAGUGACUAGACCGUCCAACGCAUACCUGUUCCAUUUUACAGUUUAGCUUUUAGCACUAAGACCAAUACUCCCAACUAAAUAUAUAUACACACACAACUAAAUUAAAGCACAUUAAAUGUUCAAUUCCAUUUACAAAAACAUAUAUAAAAAAUUAGAUAUUGGCAAAAUUAAAUACUGAAAGAUGUAAUUUUAUAACAGAAGAUAUUGUUUACCUGGGAAGCAGAUAAAAUGAGCUUCACAUUGUUCCCCUCUAACUUACAACUAGACAUGUUUCUACAGAGAUUCAUAAGCAUAAAAACUGGUUAAAAUGUGGACAUUUUACAGCCAAUUUAUCUACAAAUACCCAAAGAAGGACGUGAAACAAUUGAAAUUUGAUUUAAUUGAAACCAUGGGUAGGCCAUCUAAUGUGUUUAAGUCAUACAUGGAUUAACACAAAUAUGACGAUGUUUGAAGGCAUGUAAAUGAUACUAAGAUUCAUCGACACCAGAACCAAA